CCGAGCGCGCGGCCGGGGGUGGGGCCUGCUCGCCUCUUUCGCGGGGAGACUUCUUCCUCCAGACGGACGCGUAGACUGCUCGCCCGGCUCCAGCGCCCGCUUCGCAGGUCCUUGGCUUCCCCUCACCCCGAGUCCCUUUCUGCCCCUCUUACGUGAGCGGGGCCGGCGUCUCCGGGCCGGGAUCGAGGUGGCUGGGGCGUGGGUGGAGGUGGCGCGCAGGCUGCCUUGCCCGUCUGUCGGGGGCCCCAGGUCGGAGGGGCUCGCGGACUAGGCCUUGGGCAGGGGCAGGGGAGGAGGCGGCCUGCGGAGGUCGGAUUUAGGGCUUUGUGCCCGCGGGAAGUGCAGGGGCACCUAUGGGGCCGAGAUCCGGAGCCACCUGUCCACAAAUCCCUUUCUCCCAGUGCCCUGCGUUGUGUCCAGCUGUCCCCAAAUCUAGCCUUUACCGGCCUCUGGCGAUCAGAAUUUAUUUUGGAGACGUUAGAUUUUUGUGUUAACAAUCAUUUUACUAUUGUCGUGCAACAGUUGUGCAAAUCUGGUCAAAUUACGCCGUUGUUAUCACGUGCUCCUAAGGCCCUUUCCAGUUCCUAACAUUUUCCGGCGCGAUGAAUCUGGCAGCGCGUGGGAGAGAUACUGACUCUCACGGAACUAAAACGCUUUUUACCCCUUCAAAUUGAAUUUUGUUUACCUUUGUUUUUGUUUUUUACAGCAAUUAUGUACUAUCGGGGGGGAAAAAUCGCUGAAAAAGCUAUAGCAAUCUCAUCGUCAAGAGAGAGUCACUAUUAACAAUUUGGGAUACAUAAACAGAUAUUCGUGUUACAUAAAUGGGGUGCUAAUGUGAUCUACUGUUUAAUACAUGAAGGACUGUUUCUAUAUCAAUGCAUAAACAUCUUUCCACUGCCUUCUCAACUUGCACUGAUUUGGACCCAAAGCCUGUAAAGCAAGAAUUUUCUUCUCCCUGAACCUUGACCAAGUGGCCAACCUUAGCAAAGAAACUCCUAAAAGAUUUAAUAAAAUAUCACUGCAGUGGCCAAGAUGUUGGAUAGAAAUAAGCUGAAUUCAGGGUAACAGUCAUUUUCUAUGAAGUAUUGUUUGCUCGCUUAAUAAUUUGAGGCAAUGUGUUUUUUUAAAUGGCAGUUUUCAAACCAUUAGUGAAUUGUGAGAUUAAUGUAGUGGGUCAUAACCACUGGUUUCAUAAGCCGAAAUAAGAUAACAUAGAAAAUACCAGAAUGCAUUACCUGUAAUGAAGAUAUUGUUUUGUGAAACUUAUAAAGUGUGCAUGUGUGUGUGGUGUGUGCAUGUGUGUCUACAUAUGCUGGGUUGUGAUAUAAAAUGUACUGCUUCCCGUGUGCCAUGCUAAUCAAAUUUGAAAGUCACAGUCACUAAGGUACUGUCAGCGCUCAUCUCAGAAAGGGAGGGAAAAAAAAAAAAAGAAUGGGAGCGAUGAUGCAAUUAAGUUUAACAAUAGUUCUACUUUUUUCUUUGGAACAUGUGACAGUGUUUAUUGUAGCGAAUUAGAUCUUAAUUAUUUGUUUUCACCUAAUAUUAAAACAAUCAAUUAGCAUUCCUGAAAAUACAGAGAGAAAGCCUUUUAAAGAAGUUCAGAGGUUAAGAGCAUAAACUGCUCAGAUUGACCUAGGGUCAAAUCCCAGCUACGCUGGUUAUUUGUGUGUGAUCUGGAACAAGAUAGUGCUUCUCUCCUGAUUUGUAAAGUGGGAGUUACCGGAACACCAGCUAUAUAAGGCUGUUUGAUAUUCAGAUGAGAUAAUGCAUGUGAAACUGUUGAUUUAGUGCCUGCACAGAUUAAGUACUCACUACAGGUUAGCUAUUUAGACUGAACGGAGGUAUCCAGGAUAAUUCUUGUCGCCAGAGGUAAACCCAUAGAAGGUGGAUAAUCCAAAAGAGGGGGAAAUUGAAAAUCGGUUAAUAAUGUUAUAAGGAAAGGGACACUGAAUUAAGAUGGUCUUUUUAUAUGAUUUAGCCAUUGUUUUGUGACUGCUCCCCAAUUGUUUUUCUAUUGCUAGAAAAGUAAUUUAGAUUAUCUUAUUCAGUAGACCAAAUGCCCUUCUAUUGUCUUUACUUAUUUAUUAUUGAACUGAUGUCUCUAUUGUCAAGCAACUGAAAAAUAUUUGCCACAGGGAUUCUGGGUUUUGUUAGCUCUUAUUCAGUACCACUGUCAGCUUGAGAAACUCACACACUUAUAAUUCAAGGCACUUCAAAAAUGUGUUUGUUUAUCUCUGCAGUAGGUAAAGAUCUCAGGUAUGCAAGAAAUAAUACUAAAAAAAAAAGCACUUUAUUUCUAUUUUGUGACACUUCUGCUGAAGUUAUCUCAGGCAUUUCAAAGAUCUCUCUUCACUGCCCCAGAUUGGUUUUGCAGUUUUAAAUGUUACAUAAACCAAUGAAAUAAGAGUGUAAGCAUUGUCAUUUUUCAUAGCACUUUAUUUUUAUGAAAAAUAAAUCAAAUGCUUUGGCCUCAAAAAAAGGCUGUUGCAAAAGCACUUAAUUGGGUAUCACAACUGUAAAAGGUUGGGGGAAAUCUUAAACAUUAAUUGUAAUACUUCUCUCAGUUUUGAAAAUGUCUUUAAGUUCUUAUUCUGUUUUAGAGGAACCAAAAUGGAAAUGUUACCGAACCGAACUUGGGUCUGCUCGCCCGCUGCACAGCAAAGCCAAUCUACUGACACCGGGUUGUGGUGAAGGAAAGUACAGCGUUUAUUUGCAGGGUGCCAAGCAAGGAAAACAGGCAGCUCGUGUUCAAAAGACCCGAACUCCCCGAUGGCUUUCAGGGAAGGGUUUUUUAAGGCCAACAUUUGGGGCAAGGGUUGCAGCUCGUGGACUUUCUUCUGAUUGGUUGGUGGUGAGGUAACAGGGUGAUUUUUCGGGAUUCUUAAUCAUUAACCUUCUGGUUCCAACCAGUCUGGGGUCUGCCUUCCUGUUAGCAUGUAGUCACCAUCCUCCACUGGGUGGGGGGGUCUUAGUUUCUGCAGAAAAACUCAAAGAUAUGCUUCAGAUUGUUAUGUAUAUCCCUUGAAGAGGAACUAGUACUCUGUUUUACUGCUGAAAUAUUGUUUAAGCUAUCAUUACUUUUCUUGCCUAACUGCUUUUCCUUUGUUUCUGCAUUCCCUCACUUCCCUAAUUUGUAACUGUUUGAGUCUGCUUUUUGGAACCAGGGAAGGCCUAGGAGACUAAAGCCUUUUUCUACAAACAAGAAAUGGGGGACAUGGAGGGGCUUUUGUAACUGGGAGGGCCCCACAGGGUCCUGCUUGGUCUCAGUCUCCCCUUUUCUUUGAUACUUCUCAAUCCUAAAGGGAGCAGGGGUGGGACAAGAAAGGGAGUAAAGUUUUGGAUAGAGAGGUUAAUCAUAAACUCGUCAGGGGAACUUGGUCUUAGGGGGACUUGGUUUCAGAAACUCCUUGAGGGUAAAUCAUGAUGUGUUUAUGAAAAUAUGAAAAAAUAAGACUUGGAAGUCUAGCUGUCCUAUCCACAAAAAGCCCUCAAUGAAACAAAAAAGUCUAUCUUGACCUUAAAUCAAACAUGUAUUCAUUUGUAUGUUUUAAGUUAGAUAAAAUAUUAAGGUUAUGUGUGUAUGUAUUUUAAAAAUCAUCUUAUUGACCAAUUUUUAAAAAGUUAACUCACCAACUACUGGGUCUUAUCAGAUAAGAGGGCUUUUAUCUUACACUGAUAAAAUGAAAUAGUAUGCAAUAGUAUGCAAUCUUUAAACAUACUGUUUUGAAUUAUAUAUAAUCUCAUAUAGAGGUGCUCAUCAUAUAUGGUUAAAUGAGAGAGGAGACUAUAGAAUAGAAUGGGUAGUACCAUUCCAUUUUUUGUAAAAACAUGUUUAGAACAAAGAAGAAUAUAUGGCAAAUGUAAAUGGUGGGUAGUGGAAUUACGGCUGAUUUUAUGCUCUUUAUUUCUUAAUUUUUAUAAUUGUACUAUCAUUUUGUUUUACUUUCAUAAUAAAAAUUAAUAAAUUAAUAAAUAUCAUAAAAUUAAUAAAAGUCAUUUCUUAAAGAAAAAAUUAAUGUGUGUUUUCCUAAUUUAUAAGUAUAAAUGAGACUAAGUCUUUGCUCUAAGGGAUACUGACUCUUUGAACUUGGAUGUUUUGGGUAUUAACUAAUUCUCCAAUAUUCUAGGAAAUAGUGCUGAAUAGUUUAACAGUUAUAUUCCUUAUCCUAUGAAAAGCAUCUUUGAGUAGGAAAGAACUGUUGUUCCAGAAUUUUCUUAAAGCCCUCCUUGAGUACACUGCUUUCCAAAAAAUUUAUACACUGCCUGAAGAUAUGGUCUAAAUCUUUAGUCUGCUUUUAAAUCCUAUCAUGUCAAAACUCAGUCUACUUUUCUUGCUUUAUUGCCCCUUAAAUUCUUAAAUGAAAACUUAGCUCCAGAUGAAUUUGUCAACUCACUAUCUCCAAAAGUAUCUUGCGCUUUCUUGCUUUUAUACUUUGCUUCUUUGUUACUUGGAAUAGCUUUUCCUGACAGUUGUGUAAACAAAUUCUACCCAGUUUCCAAUGUCCAGUUAAAAAAAACAUAUCCACCGUGACAUCCCUGGUUCCUCCAGCUAAAACUGAAUUUUGCAGCUAAACCUAUUUGCACUUAUUAUUUGUGCCUAGGCAUUUCUCAGAUACCACCUGAUAUUUUUGCAUUUAUUUCCCAAUUCCAUCUAAACUUCUUGAGAGCAAGAAAGCUUGUAUUAUAUUUCUGUCUAUCCCUUGACGCUCCUAGCAUAGAACCCUGCACAGGGUAGGUGCUAAAUGUUUAUUCCUUGAUCGUAUGGUGGUGUCAAGUGUUGAGUUCAAGUGCUGGAAUUUCUUGUUAACCAGUGAUCCUCGGUAGGGGGGUUAACACUUUGCCCACGACAAUGUGGACGAAUAAAAAAAGGAUAAUUUGGCUUAAUUGUCAAUUGAUAUAGAUAGGUGAUAAGGAAUUGACAGUAGUUUUUAUUAAAACUAACACAAAAGCUAAGAGUUGUGUAGUUAGUUCAGGACUCAAACUUAAGUUUCACAUAAAUAUUUCUUUGAAAAGUCUCUCAUGAAGCUCAUUUUGGGUUUGAUGGCCUCUGUUCUUAACCCUCCCAGAGGCACAGGUGUGCCUCGCGUUCUUACAGCUACUGUUCCCAGAACCCAGAGAUCUGAAGUAUUUGACGGUGGGUUAUAUGCACCCUCAGAGUUACUCUGUUCCAGAACAUCUUAAGAGGUCAUGUGGGAUUCAGUGCGUCAUAGUAUGUAAAGUGCUUUGUGUUCAAAAGUUAGUAGUUUUUCUCCUAUUACUGGAAACAUAAUCGUGUCAGUCUUCAAACUUAAAUUGUGACGAGGGUAUUUAUUUAAUUUGGUUAAUGGUAGACACUCAUAGGGCUUAUCAUUUUUUGUUAAACAGUUUUAUUUUAAUUUAUAGAUGUUUGCCAGGACUAAAUAUAGCUGAUGAAAUAUCUGACCUUUUCUGCUCAAGAAGCUGGUUUAAUUGAUUUAUUUUCCCUAUAAGUGAGAAGUCAGAAACUAUCAAAGUUUCUCAUAAUAAAAAGUAAUGGUUUGAGUGUUCAAGGACAAUAGCCAUCUGACUUUGGUUAUUCAAUAUGCAGAACAGACCAGGAUAUUGCAGCUAUUGCUGUGUGCACUAUAAUAACCUGGAACAGCAUAUAUCCAGUGAUCAACACAGAUACUUGACCACACAGAGUAGACAAUUGAUGGCUACCACUAGUUUGAUGGAUCGUUUCUUGCAGGAUGUUCUGAGGCACCACCCAUAUCAUUAUCAAGAAAGCAGAUCAAUGCAAAAUGAGAGACUUCAUAUGACUACUGUGUCACCUUCUGGAGUGGUUCCGAAUGACGAUUUUGUUCCUGAAAUAAUGACUGAGGAUGCUACUGGAGUCAGACAAGAGAUGUCUUCCAAGGCUUCUGAACCUGUUGAAGAGCUGUAUUCUAAACCUAGUAAAUCUCAGGAAUAUAUACAGAGUGUUUCAAUUCGGCCAUCAGUUAUUCAAAAACUGGAGAAAGGACAGCAGCAGCCCUUGGAGUUCAUUCAUAAAAUUGGGAGCCAUAUGAAAGAAUUUAACCCAGUUGGUAUUGGUCAUGCUACAAAUAGUAGACAAAACGUAAUAUAUUCAUCAGUGGUUUCUAAUGCUUCUGUUAGUUGUUUACCUGAAAGUUCUCAUGAAAGACCAGUUACAACUAAUGCUACUACUGGGUUACCACUAGGAUCCCAUUUGGAUUCAGUUAACAAAUGUGACCCAGACAAAGUUGACAAAUACUUUAAACAGCUAGACAGGGGCUCUAAAAACCCUAUGCUAUCAUCCCAUCCAGAAACUUCUUCAAUAACUUAUCAGAAACCUAAAGAAUCAAACAGGAAAUCUUUAUGUAUAAAUUCAGAUAAAUUGGUUAUACAGGAAGAUGUAAAAUCUCAGGGUAAAACUUUGUCAACUGGCUCUAAAGUCCGUGAAUUUGUGGGUGCUGAAGGCUUCUUAAAAUUGGAAUCUCUUUCCAGAUUUACAGUAAACCCAACAGUCAACCUGAAUAAAACUGACAUGCCUUCUAAUAAAGGAAUCUUUGAAGAUGGCAUUCCAAAGCAUCAUGAGAAAUUCUUUCCUAAUAUGGAUCAUACCCAAGAAGGAAAGCAUUUGGUCUUUAACAAGUCAGCCUUCUUGGAACAGAAGAUCUCAGUGAGUUCUGAAAUGAAGUUUGCUGGUGGCUAUCUUCAGUCAGCAUCUGAUCACCAUGAAGAGGCUGUGCCAGACCUUUGGAAGGAGGAACAAAUUGACCAAGAAGAUAAGAACUGUGAAUCAAGAGGUUCUGAAAUGAGUUCUGAUGGCAGUUCCUCUUCUUAUUCACUGACGGACCAAUCUAAAGUGACUGCCAAAGAAAUAAACCUCUUAAAGGAAGUACAUGCUGACUUGCAGUAUAAGAACAAUAAAUCUUGUGUUUCUGAAAUAAGCUCUGAUUAUGAUGGCUCCCUUCAGUUGACUUCCAACCAAACUCAAGUAAUUGUUAAAGAUGUAAGUGUUCAGAAGGCAAUGCAUAUUAGGCUGGUUGAUGAAAGCUAUGAAUCUAGUGAUUCUGAGAUGAAGUUUGAUUGUGAUGCCUCACUUCAGUCAACUGAUAACUACCCCCAACAGCCUGAAAAAGAAGUAAACCUUUCCAAGGGGGCACACGUUGGCUUGGUUGAUAUGAACUAUGGAUCUGGUAGCUCUGAAAUAAGUGCUGAUUCUGUUUUCUCACGUCAGUCAGUGGUUGACCAAUUCCCAGUGGCUGUCACAGAAACAAAACUCUGGAAGAAGGUUCACAUUAGCUUGGUUGAUAAGAACUAUGGAUCGAGUUGUUCUGAAACAAGUUUCGAUUGUGAUGUUUCUCUUCAGUCAGUAGUUGACCAUCCUCAACUGGCUGUCAGAGAAAGAAACCUGGAGGAUAGGCUUGUCUAUCUGAAAGAUAAGAAUCGUAAGCCUAGUAGUGCUAAAGCACAUCUUGAUUGUGAUGUCUCUCUUCAGACCAUGACUGAUGAACCUCAGAGGGCUGUUGAAGAAAUCUAUCUUCUGAAAGAGAAGAAUGACAUUGUGGAUAUGAACUGUGGGUCUCAUGGUCCUGAGAUGAAUUUUCAUCUGAUGAAAACAGAUGCUAAGUUAGUGCCUGACCAAUCCCAAGUGGCAGUUAAAGAAGUAAACGCUCAGGAAGUAGCUCUUGACCUGGAGAAUAAGAGUGUUAAAUCUAGCAUUUCUGAUCUAAGUUUUGAUUCUCAUGCUUCUCUUUAUCGAUCAGCUAAUGAUCAACCUCAGGGGGAUUGUGGUGAAAUAAAUCUGAAAGCGUUAAAUGUUGAUAUGGAAAUUAAGAGCUAUGGGUGCUCCAGUUCUGAGUUGAGUUUUGAUUCCGAUCCUCCUCUUAUGUCAGUUACUGAGUAUACUGAGCUGGAUGUUGAAGAAAUAAGAAAGAAGCACAUUAACCUGGAAGAUGAGAGCUUUGAGUCAAUUAGCUCCAAAAUAACUUUUGAUUCUGAUAUUCCUCUUCACUCAGUAGUUGACCAAUCUCAAGUAGCCAUUUAUGAGGAGGAGUCUAUUGAUCUGGGAAAUAAGAGUAAUGAAUCUUGUGUUUCUGAAAUAACUUUUGAUUCUGAUAUACCUCUUCAUUCAGGGAUUUAUCAACCUGAAGUAGCUGCUAAAGAAACAUUCAUUCAGAAAGAAGAGUAUAUACACUUAGGAGGGAAGGAUGAUGAACCCACCGAUUCUGAAAUAAGUUUGGAUUCUUAUAUCCCUUUUCACUCAGUGGUUAACCAUCCAGAAGAAGCUGUUAAAAAGCUAAAUCCUCAAAAAGAAGAGUGGGCACCCUUAGAAAAUAAGGAAAAUGAACCUUGUGGUUCUGAAUUAAGUUUUGAUUAUGAUGUUUUUCGUUCAGUGACUGGAUGUUCUGAAGAUCCCAUUAAAGAAAGAAACCUUCUGAAAGAGGAGAUUAUACACUUAGAAAGUAAGGGUAAUGUACCUGUUGUUUCUGAAAGCAGUAUGAAGUCUGAUAUUUCUUUUCAUUUAGUGACUGAUCAUCCUGGCAUAGCUAUUAAAGAAGUAAACCAAAAAGAAGAAUAUGUAAAUUUAGCAGAUAAAGGUAAUGAGUUAAGUGUUUUUGAAACAAAUUUGGAUUCCAAUAUCCCUCUUCAGUCAGUGAUUCACAAACCUGAAGUGGUUGUUAAAGAACUAUGGCUUCAAAAAGAAAAGCAAGCUAAGUUAAAAGGUAAAAGUGCUAAAUUUAGUGGUUCUGAAAUAAACUUAGAUUCUGAUUAUUCAAUGACUGAAACUCAAAUAGCUGUUAAAGAAAUAGAUGUUCAGAAAGAAAAACGUGUUGUUCUAGAGAACAGGAGUGAUAAAUAUAGUGGUUCUGAAAUAACUUUGGACUCUGAUGUCCCUCUUCAGUCAAUGAAUGAAAAACCUCAAAUAACCAUUUUAAAGGAGGACCAUGUUGACCCAGAAGAUGAAAGUACUGUACAUAGAGGUUUUGAAAAAAAUUUGGGUACUGAUACCCCUCUUCAUUCAGUCAUUGACCAACCUCGACUAGCCCUUUUGAAGGAAAAACAUGUGGAUCUGGAAGAUACAAACAAUGAAUCUAGUGAUGGUAAAAUAGCUUUUCAUUCUGAUGACCCUCUUCAGCCAUUGACUGAACAAUUUCAGGAAGUGGUUGAAAAAACAAACCUGUGGAAAGAAGAGGGUAUGGGCCAGAAGAAUAAGGUUGAUGAACCUAAUGCUUCUAAAUUAAUACAUAAUUCUGAUGUUCCUCUUCUGUCUGUGUCUGAUCAACCUGAAGUAGCUGUUAAACGAAGAAACCUCAAGAACGAAGGUCAUGUGUACUUGGAAGAUAAGAACAGCCAAUGUAGUGGUUCUGAAAUGAGUUUGAAUUCUGAUCUCUUGGUUCAGUCAGUAGUUGAUCAUGCUCAGAUAACUAUUUUGGAGCAGGAGCAUACUGAGCUAGAGGAUAAGCACAAUCAAUCUUGUGGCUCUGAAAUAAGUUUUGAUUCUGUUGACCCCCUUCAGCCAGUGGCCAACCAGCUUAGAGAAACUGUUAAAGAAGUAAGCCUUUGGAAGGAUGAAGUUGACAUGGAGGAUAAGAGAGAUGAAUCUAAGUGUUUUGAAAUUGUGUAUGAUUCUGAUGUCCUUUUUCAGUCAGCGGCUGGCCAAACUAAAGUUGUUAAGGAGAUCAACCUUUGGGAGGAGGAUGUUGACUUGGAAGAUAAGGUGGUCAAACCUAGUGAUUCAAAAAUAGAUUUUGUUUCUGAUGAACCUCUUCAGUCUGUGGCUAAUGAAAUUCAAGAGGCUAUUCCAGAAAUAAAUCUUCUGAGGGAGGGACAUGUUUGUCUGUGUACUAAGAGCUAUGAACCCAAUGAUUCUGAAGUCAUUUAUGUUUCAAAUGCCCAUCUCCAAUCAGUGGUUGAGCAACCACACAUAUUGGAAGAGCAACAAGCCAGUUUGGAAGAUAAGAGCAAUGAUCCUUGUGGUCCUGAAAUAAGUUUUGUUUCUGAUGAUCCCCUUCAGUUAGUGACUAGACCGCUUCAAAAAGCUGUUGAAGAAAUAGGUCUUUGGGAGGAAGGCCAUAUUUACCUGGAAAAUAAGAGAUAUAAACUAGGUGAUUUUGAAGUAAGUUAUGAUUCUGAUGUUGACUUCAUAGCUGGGCAUUCUCCUGUGUCUGUCAAAGAAAUAAACUUGCAAGAGAAGGAUCAUGACCUUCAUAAGAACUGUGAAUUUAGUGUUUCUGAAAUAAAAUGUGAUUCUGGUGUUCAUCUUCAGUUAGAAGUUGACCAACCUCAAGUGGUUUGCAAAGAAGUAAACCUUCAGAUGGAAAAGCAUCUUGGCAUGGAAGAAAGAGUCAGUGAACCUAGUGAUUCUGAAAUAGUGUGUGAUUCUGAUGUUCCUCUUCAAAUAGUGAUAAACGAACAAGUGUCAGACAAAGAAACAGAUCUUCAGAAGAUGCUAUUUGUGGACCUGAUGACCAGUGAUAACGAUUGUGAAAUGAUUUCAGAUUCUGAUGUCCAUUUUCAGCCGGUGAUUGACUCACCUCAGAUGACUGUCAAUGAAAUCAGCUGUAUAAAUGAAGAAAGUUUUGUUCCAGAAGAUGAGAACUGUGACUCUUGUGAUUCUGAACUAGAAUAUCCUCAAUCAGUGACAAACCAUUCCAAAAAGGCCUUUAAAGUAGUAAACCAGAAGCAAGACUAUAUUAUUCUGGAAGAGACAAGCUGUGAGCCUUAUAUUUCUGAACUAAAUUUUCAAAUUGAUGCCUCUCAUCAGUCCAUGACUUCCCAGUCACAAGAGCCUGGGAAAAAAAAGGCCAAAUAUAUUGACCCCAAAGAUAAGAGCUGUCAACCUAAUCGUCCUAAAAGAAAUUUUGAACGGGAGGAGACUUCUCAGCCAGUGACUCAGCAACGCCAGAAGGCUAACAAAGGAGUCAACCUUUGGAAAGAUGUCGAAAAUAUUGGCCUAAAAGAUAAGAACUGUGAAUCGAGUGUUUCUGCAGUGGAUUGUAAUGAGUCUCCUGAGUUGGUGAUUCAUCAAAUGCCUGAUAAAGAAAACCUUUUGAAGUUAAAACAUACCAAUCUAAAAAGUAUGAGCUGUGAACCUUGUGGUUCUGGGAAGAAUUUUCAAUGUGAUCCCUCUCUUCAGUCUGACAAUGACCAGCCUCAAGAAGCUGUUAAUAAAAUAGACCUAUUUGAGAAGACGUCUUUUGACCUGAAAGAAACAAACCAUAAUUCCCAUUCAGGCUCUGUUCCCAUGGUUGAUUCUAUACGGAACCUGGAAAAAGCAAAGGAAGUCACGGAAGAUGAUCCUGAUGAACCAGUUCUUGAAGGCUUGCCUCAUGUCCCUCCUUCAUUUGUGGGGAAAACAUGGUCUCAGAUAAUGAGAGAAGGUGACGUGAAAAUUAAUGCUGUCGUGAAGGAAUUUAAGAAAGGUCGUUUCCACUGUUACUUUGAUGAUGACUGUGAGACCAGGAAAAUUAAAAAAAAAAAAUCGAAUGAAGGAAAAAAGGUUACCUGGAGUGACCUCAAUCAGGACACUACAUCAAUUCAAGUUCUUUCGGGUUGUGAUGAUAAUGCAGGUGGUAUUUCAGAUAUUGAUGACUUUUCGGUGGCCUUAGAUAAACCUAGCCAUUAUCCUUCAGCAAAGAAGCAUUUUGAACAAACAUGCCGAGUGGCUUCUCCAUGCCAGGCUAUAAAAGUCAGCCAUGGAACUCAAACCAAUCUUGGAAGUCACCCAGGGACAAAAAGAAGAAUAACUGGACAAGAGAAAGACUCUCCAGUAAGGAAGCGUUUACUUUUACAGAAUGACAGAAAAACAAGAAAGAAAGUAAAAAUUGGAAAAGUUGAAUUUCCUGAGUCCUGUAUUACAGUUUUGAAGCCUUUGCAACCAAAUGCCUUAAUUUAUGUUCUUUCUUCAAAUAUUAAGCUGAAGAAAGGUGAAUCCAACGACUUCUCUAAAAGGAGGCACGGUAGUAGAAAUAAUUGGGAUCUUAGCAUACAGUACAAAUUUAACCAGAGUUCCUUUAAUUGUUAUGACCCAUUGAAUAAACAGAUUGUAAUUGAUCCUUCUUUGAACAUAGAAGUACCGGGGCCUGACAGGAAUAACUGUAUGGAAAUUCAUUUUAGCCACCUAAAUUCUAAUGCAGGAGAUGAUGAUACUUAUGUACAAAGCUCUGCUUCGGCACCUUUUAUGACAGUGUCAGUAGGACAUGAAUUAAUGGCACAUCAGGAGGCCAGUGAAUCUGUGUUUCUGGAAAAAUCCAAGAUUUUGAAUUCUAGUGAGGUUUCAAAAGAAAGUAAUUUCCAGUCUACUCUUUUAAAUCAUGAUGUUGCCAAAAUUUCUCUGAAAUCAAUUAGAAAUAAGUUUUUGGAAAGUAAAAGGAAAAUUCAGAGAAGGAAGUUGACAACUAAUAAUAAGCCAGGUUUUCCCAAAGAAGACUGUAGACCAGUUAUUCCCCAGCAAAAAUCCAGAAUUGCUUCAGAAAAACGGUCGAUUUGGAUUCAGACCAAACUAAGUGAUAUAAUUAAAAAGUAUAUUCCAAAAUACUCUGUGUUUUUGCGUCACAAAUAUCGGUCCAGGAGCACUUUUGUUAGGAUGCAUCUUAAGAAGAAAAACUCUGAUGUCAGUAGGUUAAAGAAGGCAAAGAGACCAGCUAAAAUUCUUUCAAAUGCCUCGAUUCCAUCAGCUGGAGCUGAAGAGCAGUCAAGAGCUAUAGCAAGCUCUUCUCCCAAGCAACCUGUGCGGGGCUCUUCUGUCGUUGCAGGAAGUAAGAAGAAUGGUAAUAAAAAACGCCCUAGAAGACAACAAAGAAAACCUUCUAGACCUGUUAGAACAUAUGCUUUGAGAAGUAUGUAUUCUGGUGUACCAUAUUCUGAUAGAAUGAGGACACGGCUCUCUAACAAAUUGUGAGGUAAUGAGGUAAACUAGAGGUGUUUCUAUUAAGGGCUAGUUGAAGAUUCAGUACUUCAAUUGAAAAUAUAUUUGGUACCUAGUGUACAUAGCUUUCCUAACUUUGGUGAAAAAAAUGCACCUUCAACUAUUUUGCUAUAGACUUAUUUUUCAGAACUUUUAUAUUAAUUUAAAGUUAGUGUUUAGGGUCCUUUUUUUUCAAAUUAAAAAACUUCCUUUGUCCAUUUGCUGUGGAAGAGCUUCAUCUUAAUUUAUUUCACAUAAUUUAGCACAGUAUAUACAACUUUCUCCCUCAAAUCGUGUCCCUCUUAUUUAUUUUUUAUGAUUGUGUCUCUCAUGUCAGCAGGUUAUAUUAUUGCAAAAAUGGAUGUGGCAAACAUAAAAUGCUUUUACUUUUUAAAAAUUGGAACAAAUGAAUAUGUAGUUAUUUUCUGUGUGUUUUAGAGUGGCAUUGUCAAUAUCAUAUUCUAACUAGAUAAUUAAAAAGAAGAAACUCUAAUAGAUUAUCUCAGCUUUUGAGUGGGAUUAACCUAAAUAAUCACGCACAAAAUAUAAUUUAUCUUUCUUUUAAAAGCAUUCCAGAGAAUGAGAUUUCAUAAACUUUAAUCCAGUUUAAAAAACUGCCCGGUGAUUUUACAAACAUAACACAAACUCUUCCUCCUUCAUUUAAACUGAAUCUGCAGGUAUCUAACUUUCCUCAUUUGGACACAUGCGUACAUGCAAUCUCUGCAGGUUUUUCUUUAGCAUUAUUAGACCUUAAGGGGAAAAUGAUCUUGCCAGUGUGAUUAUGCUUUUCUACCACCUUUUCUCCCCUCCACCUGAAGGGUUGGUGGUUUAAUGUGAGAAUCCAGUUAUCUUAUGGCCUUAUCUCUUAAAAAUAUUUUAGAUGUUUCCAUAUCCUUUUUAAUAGCUUGAACUGAAAUGACUGGUUUGGUAAUUUGGGCAGAUCAUUAAUUGUUGUUAUUAACAAGUUAUAAUCUUAAUAAUUCAAAAGAUCUAAUAAAAACUGAUAACUUAAGUGGUGGCCCAUUUUGCAAGUGAAAAACUGUAUUUGUGCAUUGGUUUGGCUUUCCUUCAAUUUGCUAACUGAUUUUGGUAGUUCACAUAAAAAUGUCAAGAUAUGCAGUUUAGGUCUGAGGUACUCAGAAAGUCUUUAGAUCCUUUAUUCAGGGAUACUGGUUGAGCUGGUACAGAUAAUUAUCCUGUUAAGUCAAGGAUCCUGGAUCCUUUUCUAUCACUGUUGUUAAAGAGAAACAUGAAUUUCAGCUACUACAUUGUAUAAACCAUAUUUUAUUGAAACUAGAUCAGUGUACCAUGAUUUCAGAGAUAAAAAUUUGUUAUCUUAGAAUUAAGUAUAGUGUAACAGUUGGUUUCUAAAUGUAGUUUUAUUUCAGGGGCCAUUAUUGAACCUGUGGGUAUGUUAUGGUGUCACGUUGUAAUUUCUGUACUUGUAAAUUUAAAACAGUAAUGAUAUUGAAAAAAAUGGACAAAUGUUUAUAUUUUUAGUUCCAAAGCAACUUCAACUUUGCCUCAUCUACAAAUAUUUUAAUUUCCUUUCUUAAAAUAUCUGUAAACCACUAGUUUAAUCCUCCAAUCUGAAUUUAGAAAGAAAACUGUCCUACUGAUUAGGAAGUAAACAAGCAGCUAAUUCAUAAAAAUAUUCUAUUUGUGGGUAUUGUUUUUUUUUUCCUUGUGAAGUAGACACAUAAUUCCCUUGAGUAUUGUUGGUAGGCAUUCUGCCAUCUUUUAGUGUCAGUUUAAAAGCAAGAGAUCAUACGGAAAAAAUGUACCAUGUAAUUAUGAUGUAUCAUAUCUAUUGUGAUUACAUCGUGCACAGAGAAUAGUUCUUAUAAUUCAAGUGAUAAAAACUUGAAGUUGAAAAAAAAUACCACCUUUUUCACAUUGGAAACUUCUAAGUACCAUUUUUUUUUUAGAGGAAAAGGUUUAUAUCUGAAUUAUAUUAAAGUAUAAAAUAGUCCUGAUGAUUUUUUUAAAACAUUUUGGAAAUGUUUACUAAGUUCCUAUAAUCAUUAUUAUUUUAGACAGGCUUGAAAACUUGAAAUUGUAAAAGUUAUAAUUGAAAUUAAAUAAAUAGUGAAUAACUUUCAGAAUUUGGUAGGAUACAAGAGUGCCCCUUUGUCAAAAUUUGUUUUGGCUUAAUUUGCGAAUUAGGUAAAAAUUAGAUGUUUUUUGUGUAUUCAGGUAUGCAUUAAAUUCUUUUAAUAGUAAAAAAUCGAAUUAUAACUAUAGUGAAUAUUUUAUUAAUCUUGUCCUUGUUCAGUAUCUUGCAUAGAUGUUUACUAUAAUUGUUCCAAAUUGUGCAGUAUGUAGACAACGUUGUGUGAAGUGUGUUUUGGAUUUGUGCAUUUAACUUUUUUGUGUAACUAGGGCUCUGAGUGACAGGUUUUUUUGCUAAAGAGAAACUAUAUUUAAAUAUUCAAAUAAUUAUAUAUUUCCAUGUAAAACUAAUGUGAAGAGUAAUGUAUUUUUUAUAAUGCAAUUUAAAGAGUAAGUUUGUUUUCAAAGUUAUCAAGAUAAAAUUGAUCAAAUAAUUGAAAUUUGCCUCUAGUUUCUCUUCAUGUUAGGAACUUUAUCUGGGAAUACUUAAGGAAUCAUAGAUUAAUGAAAACAGAAGUUCAUUUUAUAAAUGGUCCUAGAGAUAAUAAAUAGGGGAAUAUAAAUGUUGAUGCUGGUGAGAAAAUAGUUUAACCAAAGAUAUGCAGGUUAUGUUCAAUGAAGUAGUUAUUUCAAAGGAUUAAAAUUAAACAACUGUUUCUUUGGUGGAGUGGUGGGUUAGCAACUUUUUACUUUGUAUACCUGUAUUGGAAGAGUCAGUGAACAGGACUGAGUUCAGGAGGCAGUAUCUAUAUCAUUAUUUGACACCUACUGGAAGAGAGAACUUUGGUGCCUCCAAUACCAUAGCGUAUGUUUUAAAGAACGAGAAAACAUGGAAGAGUGUAUCUGUGUCAGUGAGGUCAGUGCCUUUGGCCUCAGCAGUAUUGACUUCUAGAGUUUUUGGUCCAGGAUUAUAUUGUUAAGAUGAACAACAGACUUCUCUUUAUAUAAAAAAGUUAAUAGAGUAAAAAUGUAAGAUGGAAGCUCAUUUUCAAUAAAGGACUUUUAUGUAUAGAAAAAAAUGUGGAAAUAUGUGAAAAAUCAUGUAAUUAGGAAAUUACACAUCAAAAUGUCAACGUAAGAAGAUUACAGGCUGAGGAAGAGUCUCAACAUUUCCUUAUACUUCAUUGAGACCGUAAAUAGUAGGGAAGUAACAGUAUAUUUAAUGUUUCCUUUGUUCUUCUUAUACUUGAUUGUACAAUACAUAUUUAAAAAUUUCUCCCAAAGUAUUUUAAAUUAUUUACCUUGGCUAAGGAGUUGUCUAGGAUGAACUAUAGUUUGUUGCUGAAUCUUUGAAGUAUGAACUUUUACUUUUCUCUAUGUUUAUAAUUUAUUACAUGCAUGUUGCUUUUUUCAUGCAUUUUAUUUUCUGGAUUUUUAAACUGGACAUGUAUGUGUACAUGUUGAGCCUUCACUAAGUACCAGGCAUUGUUCUAGACUUUUAACCUGUAUUAUCUCAUUUGAUUUUCAAAGAGCCCUUUUGAGUUAGGUACUAUAGUUGUGACUAAAUAGCGGAUGAGAAAAUUAAGGCAUAGAGCCUCAAUUUUGGGAUUACAAAUGAAUGUUGACUGUAAUCAAAUGGGGAUUACAGAUAAUCCCCAUUCCCAUCCCCAGUCCCAGGCUGCCCCUAAUCUACUGUCUGUCUUUAUAGUUUAGCUUUUUCUGGACAUUUCAUAUAAAUGGCAUCAUACAAUAUGUUGUCUUUUGUGUCUGACUUUUUUCAUUUCCCAAAAUGUUUUAGAGGGUCAUUCAUGUAGCAUGUAUCAGUAUUUUCUUCUUUUUUAAAUUGCUGAAUAAUACUUAUAAUUAGUUUUUAAUGAAGCUGGUGACAGAACACUGGUCUUCUGAUGACAAAUAUGAUAAAAACUGUUAGGUUUGAGGCUAGAUGUUCCUUUAUGCCUCUCACACCUGUUAUCCUCGAUCACUACCCCAAAUCCACGACCACCUGCAUAUCUGCCUUUGUGAGUGCUCUUAUUGCAUACUUGAAUGCUUUAUGCUUCCUCUGUCUUUGACUCUUAUUUCCUUUACUGACCAUCUUGGCAUUCUUUUCAUUGUGCUUUGUGAAUUUUCAUUUUCAGUGUCAACACAUUACUCUGUGUUCCCAAUCCUUUCAUUAUGAAUUGCUUGCAAGUGACCAAACUGAGAUUCAUAUUCAAGUUGCCCUUUAUUCUAACCUACAUGAGCAGUAAAGCCAGGAAUUGUUGAUGAUGUACAGGUCAUAGUGAAAGUUCUGGUUUAAAAUUACUGUACUACAUAACCACAGUGUACAUCAUCAAAAUCAGGAAAUCAAUAUUGAUACAAUACAACCCUCUACUCCACAGGCCUUGUUUGGAUUUUACAGAUUGUUCCAAAAUAUUCUCUAUAGGUCCAGGAUUAAAUUCAGGGUCACAUACUGUCGUGAUUCUAGUUUCCUUCAGUAUGGAGCCGUUCCUCAGCCUUUAUUUUUUAUAACUUGACAUUUUGAAGUGUACAAACAAGUUUCUUUGUGGAAUGUCCCUCAUUUUGAGUUUGUGUGAUGUUUCUUCAUAAUGCUUUUCUUUGUGGGGGCAGGGCAGAAAUUCUGUGGACUUCUCAGUGUAUCAUAACAGAAGCCAUGUGAUGUCAAUUUGAAUAAAUGUGGUGAUUGAAGAUA
Molecule: messenger RNA, 17615 nt
Organism: Orcinus orca (killer whale)
Lineage: Eukaryota; Metazoa; Chordata; Mammalia; Artiodactyla; Delphinidae
Gene: ZDBF2
Product: zinc finger DBF-type containing 2
Exons: 5
Coding region: 5561-12868 (2435 amino acids)
Biological process (GO): epigenetic programming of gene expression; genomic imprinting
Molecular function (GO): nucleic acid binding; zinc ion binding
Source: RefSeq, a predicted model, not a curated record